UUAAUAGAGAUCGCGGAUCUGGCAACACCGCUCUCCGACUUCCACCUCUUGGUUCCCUACACAUCCAACCCCUCCGCCCCAGCAGGCAAUUCCUCCACCGGAAUAAACUUCCGAUCCACUCUUCAUAAAAUUCGAUCCGGUACUUAGUGUGAAAUGGAGAAGUCAUGCUCUUUGCUGAUACAUUUUGACAAGAGCACUCCAGCUAUUGCCAAUGAGAUCAAGGAAUCCCUUGAAGGGAAUGAUGUCCCUGCCAAGAUUGAUGCCAUGAAGAAAGCAAUCAUGAUUUUGUUAAAUGGGGAGACUCUACCCCAGUUAUUUAUCACGAUUAUUAGAUAUGUGUUGCCAUCUGAGGACCACACAAUUCAGAAACUGUUGUUGUUGUAUUUGGAGAUCAUUGAGAAGACAGACUCUAAGGGACGUGUGCUACCUGAGAUGAUCUUGAUCUGCCAGAACUUGAGGAAUAAUUUGCAGCAUCCGAAUGAGUACAUCCGUGGAGUUACUCUGAGGUUCCUUUGCCGCCUGAAUGAGGUUGAUAUCAUUGAACCUCUGAUUCCUUCCAUCAUGAGCAACUUGGAGCACCGGCAUCCAUAUGUACGGAGGAACGCAAUUCUUGCUAUCAUGUCUGUAUACAAGCUUCCACAAGGUGAGCAGCUUUUGGCAGAUGCUCCUGAGAAGAUUGAGAAUGUUCUUUCUACAGAACAGGACCCAUCAGCUAAGAGGAAUGCAUUUCUGAUGCUUUUCCAUUGUUCCCAGGAACGUGCAAUUAAUUAUCUACUGACAAAUGUGGAUAGAAUUCCAGACUGGGGUGAGUUACUUCAGAUGGUUGUCUUGGAUUUGAUUCGAAAAGUUUGCAGGACUAACAAAGCAGAGAAGGGGAGGUAUAUAAAGAUUAUUAUAUCUCUGCUAAAUGCCCCUUCUGCUGCUGUUAUCUAUGAAUGUGCUGGAACUCUUGUUUCUUUGUCUUCGGCCCCUACAGCUAUUAGAGCUGCUGCUAAUACUUACUGUCAGCUUCUUCUCUCUCAGAGUGACAACAAUGUUAAGCUUAUAGUACUUGAUCGGCUCAAUGAACUAAAAUCUUCUCACAGAGAUAUUAUGGUCGAUAUGAUAAUGGAUGUUCUUAGAGCACUUUCGAGCCCAAACCUGGACAUUAGAAGGAAGACACUUGACAUUGUUCUGGAAUUGAUCACUCCCAGAAAUAUUAAUGAGGUUGUCCUCACGCUGAAGAAAGAAGUUGUGAAGACUCAAGGUGGGGAGCAUGAGAAGAAUGGGGAAUACCGUCAAAUGCUUAUCCAAGCCAUUCAUUCUUGUGCAGUAAAGUUCCCAGAAGUAGCAAGCACAGUGGUCCAUCUGUUGAUGGAUUUCUUGGGUGACAGCAAUGUUGCUUCUGCUAUUGAUGUGGUUGUUUUUGUGAGAGAAAUAAUUGAAACCAACCCAAAAUUGAGGGUUUCCAUUGUUACUAGGUUACUGGACACUUUCUACCAGAUCCGUGCUGCACGAGUCUGUUCCUGCGCACUUUGGAUCAUUGGAGAGUAUUGUCUCUCUCUUUCUGAAGUUGAGAGUGGUAUUGCAACUAUCAAGCAGUGCCUAGGUGAACUCCCAUUUUACUCAGCUUCUGAAGAAGGGGAAGCUACUGAUUCUUCAAAAAAGCCUCAACAAGUGAACUCCAUUACUGUUUCAUCUCGAAGACCUGCUAUCCUUGCUGAUGGUACCUAUGCUACUCAAAGCGCAGCCUCUGAAACUGCUUUCUCUCCGCCAACUGUUGUCCAAGGAUCUUUGACUACUGGAAACUUAAGAUCUCUUCUUCUUACUGGUGAUUUCUUCCUGGGAGCAGUUAUUGCAUGCACACUGACAAAGCUGACACUAAGGCUGGAAGAAGUUCAACCAUCAAAAGUUGAAGUGAACAAAGCAACCACAGAUGCAUUAUUGAUUAUGGUCUCAAUAAUUCAGCUUGGGCAGUCUUCAGUUCUUCCUCAUCCAAUUGAUAAUGAUUCUCAUGACAGGAUUGUGCUUUGUAUAAGAUUGCUAUGUAACACUGGGGAUGAAGUCAGGAAGAUCUGGUUGGAAUCUUGCCGAGAGAGUUUUGUGAAAAUGCUAUCAGAUAAACAACUGCGUGAGACAGAGGAGAUUAAAGCAAAGGCUCAAAUCUCUCACUCCCAACCAGAUGAUCUCAUUGAUUUCUAUCAUUUGAAGAGCAGGAGGGGCAUGAGCCAAUUGGAGCUGGAAGAUCAAGUGCAGGAUGAUCUGAAGCGUGCUACUGGAGAAUUUGUCAAAGACGAGAAUGAUGCCAAUAAACUAAAUCGUAUUCUUCAACUGACUGGAUUUAGUGACCCAGUUUAUGCUGAGGCUUAUGUUACAGUUCAUCAUUAUGAUAUUGUCCUGGAUGUUACUGUAAUCAAUAGAACCAAGGAGACUCUACAGAAUUUAUGUUUGGAAUUAGCCACUAUGGGUGAUCUCAAACUAGUUGAGCGUCCUCAGAAUUACACUCUUGCUCCUGAGUCAAGCAAGCAGAUAAAAGCAAACAUCAAGGUUUCCUCAACAGAGACUGGAGUCAUUUUUGGCAACAUUGUAUAUGAGACUUCAAAUGUGCUUGAGCGCACUGUUGUUGUGCUAAACGACAUUCAUAUUGACAUCAUGGAUUAUAUCUCCCCUGCAGUGUGCAGUGAUACUGCUUUUAGAACUAUGUGGGCAGAAUUUGAGUGGGAGAACAAGGUUGCUGUCAAUACUGUCAUUCAAGACGAGAAAGAAUUUCUGGACCAUAUUAUCAAAUCUACCAAUAUGAAGUGCUUGACGGCUCCAUCUGCACUGGAGGGUGAAUGUGGAUUCCUAGCUGCUAACUUGUAUGCCAAGAGUGUGUUUGGGGAGGAUGCUUUGGUGAAUGUAAGCAUUGAGAAACAAGCAGAUGGUAAGCUGAGUGGUUACAUUAGGAUAAGGAGCAAAACUCAAGGAAUUGCUCUCAGCUUGGGGGACAAAAUCACUCUCAAGCAGAAAGGUGGCAGCUGAUCCAGUAAACACAAUGUUAGAGUCAGUGAAUUAUUCUGAUAGAAGAGGUGAUUGUCGUCUCUAAAAUUAGCUGAGAUAUGAUUGCUGGGUUUUAACUUGAGGCUUCUUCUGGUCUUCCGCUUGCAGCUCGGAAGGUGCUGGCAACUACUGAAAGAACCUGUAGAAUUUUAUUACUGCCUUAUUUUUUUCACCUUUCAAUUGGAGUCUUUUGCAGAAAAUUUUUGUAGAGAAGACUUGAAUAUUUGAUAGGAAUACCGAAUACCUUCUCUUGCCUUUUGUUUGGUUUGAGUGUAUAAUCUUUAUCCACUUAAGUGUUAGUUGGAAUUGCUCCUGGCCAGUGAAGACCUGAAGAAAUAAAGACAACAUCGGAACUUGUGAUUUCCUUACAGUUUCCAUUUUGCUCA
This is a messenger RNA of Ipomoea triloba (trilobed morning glory), 3404 nucleotides long. RefSeq names its product coatomer subunit beta-1. The record is from RefSeq and is a predicted model, not a curated record. NCBI's taxonomy places the organism in Eukaryota, Viridiplantae, Streptophyta, Magnoliopsida, Solanales, Convolvulaceae. Gene Ontology annotation, molecular function: structural molecule activity. Bases 154 to 3000 code for a protein of 948 amino acids. The transcript is spliced from 7 exons. Gene Ontology annotation, cellular component: cytoplasm; COPI vesicle coat. Gene Ontology annotation, biological process: endoplasmic reticulum to Golgi vesicle-mediated transport; intra-Golgi vesicle-mediated transport; intracellular protein transport.